GUCUCUCUCCCCCCCCCUCCGUUUAUUCCCCCCGCUUGGAGUGUCUGAGAAGAGGUGGGGGGGAAGAGCCGCGUCCACCAGCCAGGAUAAUUUUGGGGGGCCACCACCAUGGGAUGUACACUGAGCGCGGAGGAGAGAGCCGCCUUGGAGAGAAGCAAAGCCAUCGAGAAGAACUUGAAGGAAGAUGGCAUCAGCGCCGCCAAAGACGUGAAACUGCUCUUGCUAGGGGCUGGGGAAUCCGGGAAAAGCACCAUUGUGAAGCAGAUGAAGAUCAUCCAUGAAGAUGGCUUUUCUGGAGAAGACGUGAAGCAGUACAAGCCUGUGGUCUAUAGCAACACCAUUCAGUCGCUGGCAGCCAUCGUUCGUGCAAUGGACACCUUGGGCAUUGAGUACGGAGACAAGGAGAGAAGGGCUGAUGCGAAGAUGGUCUGCGAUGUCGUCAGUCGGAUGGAGGACACGGAGCCCUUCUCUCCAGAACUGCUUUCGGCAAUGAUGAGACUUUGGGCAGACUCUGGCAUCCAAGAAUGCUUCAACCGGUCCCGAGAAUAUCAACUCAAUGACUCUGCUCAGUACUACUUAGACAGCUUAGAUCGAAUUGGAGCUUCGGACUACCAGCCCACAGAGCAAGAUAUCCUUCGAACCAGGGUUAAAACAACUGGCAUUGUAGAAACCCAUUUCACGUUCAAAAAUCUCCACUUCAGGCUGUUUGACGUCGGAGGUCAGAGGUCAGAACGUAAGAAAUGGAUCCACUGUUUUGAGGAUGUCACAGCGAUUAUUUUCUGUGUCGCACUGAGUGGGUACGACCAGGUGCUUCAUGAAGAUGAAACCACGAACCGCAUGCAUGAGUCUCUAAUGCUCUUCGACUCCAUCUGUAACAACAAAUUCUUCAUCGAUACCUCCAUCAUUCUCUUCCUCAACAAGAAAGACCUGUUCGGUGAGAAGAUCAAGAAAUCACCUCUGACUAUCUGCUUCCCUGAAUAUACAGGUCCCAACACAUAUGAAGACGCUGCAGCCUACAUCCAAGCACAAUUUGAGAGUAAAAACCGUUCGCCAAACAAGGAGAUUUACUGUCACAUGACUUGUGCGACGGACACGAACAACAUCCAGGUGGUAUUCGACGCCGUCACUGACAUCAUCAUUGCCAACAACCUUCGAGGCUGCGGCUUAUACUGACCUCCCCUCCCCCUCCCCAUUCUGUAUAGCAAGCAACUUAUUUGGAAACAAUCACACCGAGAGGAAAAUAAAAUAUUUGAAAAAAGGCAAAAACAAAA
Heteronotia binoei (common prickly gecko) is the source of this 1271-nucleotide messenger RNA. RefSeq names its product G protein subunit alpha o1 (gene GNAO1). Gene Ontology annotation, cellular component: heterotrimeric G-protein complex. The record is from RefSeq and is a predicted model, not a curated record. The coding region runs from base 109 to 1173 and encodes 354 amino acids. The transcript has 8 exons. Gene Ontology annotation, biological process: G protein-coupled dopamine receptor signaling pathway; adenylate cyclase-modulating G protein-coupled receptor signaling pathway. NCBI's taxonomy places the organism in Eukaryota, Metazoa, Chordata, Lepidosauria, Squamata, Gekkonidae. Gene Ontology annotation, molecular function: G-protein beta/gamma-subunit complex binding; GTPase activity; mu-type opioid receptor binding.